AUAUGAUGAUAUCCAUUGCAGCCUUGUCGAGGCGUAUAUCAGGGCUCUGCGUAAGAUAAAGCACAACUAAACAAUUUUUUUUUACAUAAUUUAAAAUUCCUUGAGCAAGUAUUCUACAUGGGUUCAAACUCAAGAGAAGUUUCGCAUUUUAUAUGCACUGUCCCUGAGGACCGGAAAGAAUAUACAUUGGAGAUCAGAAGAAUCGUGAAUAGAUUCUUCGGUGAAGACGCAAAGAUAAUUCAAACAAAAUGUCCUGUUAGUGUAUUUGUCAAAAGAACUUCCAAUCGAUGAUAAAUUUAACAUUUUAUAAUUAGUCCGGAGCCCAGAAGUUUGAAGUUCAACUGCCAGUUCAGGAUGACCCCGAGGCUUUGGAAUUAAGAGUGAAGGUACCUUUUGCAGACAGAAUUAUUUGACAUAAACUGACAGUUAUAGAAACUGCACAAUCUCUGCCGUAUCAAAGUCCAUGCUUUGGGCUGGAAACUUGGCCCUUCGCCAAAGUCAGGCCUACCUGUAAAAGACCGCCCAGAUACUAUUCGUAUAGAAAAUAUACCCAAAGCCUACACAAUCGAACAAGUCCAAGAUAUUGUUGAAAAGGACUUUGGCAGCAAGCCCAGAAUCCAUAGCCUUGCACUAAGUACGGAAGAUUAUCUAUGUGCCACAGUCACAUUUCCAGAUGAAGAGUGUGGGUUUCCGUUGGAGAAGCUGCAAAAAUUAAAACACCUAUCCCAUCCAGAUGCACCGAAGAUAGCGUAUGAUGCAGACUUUUUGCACUUCACAACACUAUACAAUGCCAGUCCUAAAAGUUCGGAAGUUCAUGUAGAGUAUGUGUGUCUUUAAUUGAUCCGACGUCAACUGACCUGAAUUGUAGUAUUGUAGCUGUGGUGGGUCUAGGGACACAUGCAUUCGGGACUUUCCGCUCCAUGGUUCCUGGCAGCUAUAAAAUGUGGUUACGGGAUUUCCUGCCGAAAGACAUUCCGGAGAGUCGAAUUUUGUUAUACGGAUAUCCAUCGCCUGUUUCUGGAGCCAAAUCCGUGGAAAUUAUCGAGGAUAUCGCGCGUGUUUUCUUAGACCGUUUGGCUUUUCUGCGCAAAAAUACCUCGGUAGAUGGCAUCAUUAUUCUGAUGAAGAAGCUAUGUGAUCUUACAGUUGCUAAUACCAGUUGCAGACACUGGAUCGUCCCAUAAUUUUCAUCGGACAAAGUCUGGGGGGACUAAUUGUCCAGCAAGCAAGUUGAAUCUCAAGUAGCGAGAAAUACAUACUAAUCGUAGAACUUUUAGGCUCUCCUCCAAGCCGGAAAUAGUUGUGAUCAAAAUGAACUAGGGAUAUUGAGAUACUGGCACGGGCUUGUAGGCUUCGGUAUUCCAAUUGCUGGUCUGGACAAUCCCUCACUUAUGAAAACCGUCAAGGCACAGCCGAACAAAGAUUUGAUCCGCCAAAUAUGCCUUGACGAGGAUGGUACCCCUUCGCAUUAUCUCAGAAAUCUAAAGAAGCAAUUCGAGGAAUGCUGCAAGGAAAAGGGCAGAUAUACUUAUGCGCCGGAACUGACAUACUUUUGGGAAACGUUUUAUUCGCGGCCCCGACAUGUAAGUUUCGAUUCAACAAAAAAUCUCUGGUUGAGUAGGCUAAGACUAAACAGGGUAACGGCAUUGACCUUCAAGAUCGUGUCAUGGUACCUAGUAUGGGGAUACAAGGUGCCAAGAGCCUAGUAGUUCACGCAGACCAUUCCGGCAUGGUAAAAUAUGAUGAAGAAUCCAACGUAAUUUAUAAAGAUGUUAAGAAUAAAAUUAGAGUAAUGGUCGAUAAUCUGGGAGAGCGAGAACGGGACGUGAGCAAAGCGGGCACGAGCGAGGCAUCUUUAAACAUUUCUUUGUAAAGAUAAAUUUGAGGCGGUAAUAUUUAAGUAUAUGUGAGGAGAAACUAUAAUACACACGGACGAGACGCGAUGCAGGAAUCUCCAAUAUUGAAAGUUAUAGUAGGCAUGGUGUGCAGCAUGAUUUUGAGCCAGAAAAUUGACACAUGAAGCACCAACUGUUAGAUGGUUUGUCACAGUUUUCCGUCGGUCGUGAGAAUUAUGCAUUGUUAGAACUAUUAAUCGACGCCGUACUAUUUGGUAUUGUGGUGCUAU
Molecule: messenger RNA, 2125 nt
Organism: Sclerotinia trifoliorum
Lineage: Eukaryota; Fungi; Ascomycota; Leotiomycetes; Helotiales; Sclerotiniaceae
Source: the annotation of a GenBank genome assembly